This is a messenger RNA of Ilex paraguariensis (yerba mate), 222 nucleotides long. NCBI's taxonomy places the organism in Eukaryota, Viridiplantae, Streptophyta, Magnoliopsida, Aquifoliales, Aquifoliaceae. The record is from the annotation of a GenBank genome assembly.
AUGGACGAGCAUUUUGAUAGUCCACCGGGGGAGGGGAUGGACGAGGACUUGGAUCUGCCAGACGAAAGGAAGGUUGGGACACUCCUGAGAAUGUUGAUGAAGCACUUGAUCAGUCCUUGUUCUCUUACACUUCCCUCAAACUUCCAGGGGGAAAGCAGAAUCAGCACUGUGACCUUUCCCUCUGCGACGAUGUCCAAAACAUCAGUUGUCUUUUCCGACUAA